Molecule: messenger RNA, 1005 nt
Organism: Cavenderia fasciculata
Lineage: Eukaryota; Evosea; Eumycetozoa; Acytosteliales; Cavenderiaceae
Exons: 1
Coding region: 1-1005 (334 amino acids)
Source: RefSeq, a predicted model, not a curated record
AUGCCUCUUUCAACACCAAGAAGAGUGGUAACACCAUCAAAGGCAGCAUUGGAUAAAGGAGAUUUAGGUUCGAUAUUAGAGUCGAUGAAGAAGAGUAGUAGAAGAAGUGAAACUUUGGAUCUAAAGGCAAUCUUAAAGAUGCAAACACCUUCAAAAAAGACAGGUUCAACUCCAGCAAAAAAGAAGAAACAAGAGGAGGAAAAGAAUCAAAAAGAGAAAGAGCAAGAGGAGGAACCUAAAAAGUUGAGUACUCCAAAAUCAUCAUCAAAGAAAUCUACAUCAACUCCUACAUCAUCAUCGUCGUCGUCGUCGUCGGCCUAUCCACAAACACCAACCUUUACUCAACAAGAUAGUGAAGAUUAUCAAGAUGGAGAGUUAUAUGUUACACCAAAAAAGACCAACGACAACAACAACAACAACAACAAAAAGAUGAAUCAAAGUUUACAAAGCAUCAACCGACCAGAUACCCCACAUCCAGACAAAAAAAUCAUCACCAACAAUACUACGAUGAUCACCAACAAAAGUGGAAAAGUUAUUCCUCCGCCACCCCUCUUUAAUGUUCCCUCAUCCAAGAGUCAAAAGGUUACACAAGAAUUGGAGCAAGAAGAUGAGGAAGAAGAAGAGGAGGAAUUGGAGCAAGAUGAUGAUGAGGAAGAAGAAGAAGAAGAUGAUGAUGAGGAGGAUGAGGAAUUGGAGUUGGAAUUGGAUGAUGAUGAAGAAGAAGAAGAAGAUGAUGAUGAAGAAUUAGAGGACCAAGAUUUUGAAGAUGGUCAAGUUAUCCUUGACAAUGAAACAAGUGGAAAUUUAAUUGGCAAAUUACAAUCCAUUGUAAAGGAAACAACUCCACAAAAACAAAAGCAACAACUUCAAACAACUCCCUUAUCAAACAAGACAAAGAAUAAUCUACAAAACUACAAAAUUGAAGAACAAGAGGAGGAAGAAGAUGAAGAAGAAGAAGAAGAGGAAGAGGAAAUGAACCAAGUUGAUGGUGCCUUGGAUUUUUAA